This is a messenger RNA of Cercocebus atys (sooty mangabey), 874 nucleotides long. It is a transcript of the gene PAXX, whose product is annotated as chromosome unknown open reading frame, human C9orf142. The transcript is spliced from 7 exons. Gene Ontology annotation, molecular function: molecular adaptor activity. Gene Ontology annotation, biological process: double-strand break repair via nonhomologous end joining. NCBI's taxonomy places the organism in Eukaryota, Metazoa, Chordata, Mammalia, Primates, Cercopithecidae. Gene Ontology annotation, cellular component: nucleus; site of double-strand break; nonhomologous end joining complex. Bases 78 to 686 code for a protein of 202 amino acids. The record is from RefSeq and is a predicted model, not a curated record.
UCCGCAGAGCACCGCCCCUCCCGGCGCCCUAGCCCUAGCCCCGCCCCGCCCCGCCGGGUUCCCGCUCACCGGGCGCCAUGGAUCCGCUGUCGCCGCCGCUCUGCACGCUGCCGCCGGGCCCCGAGCCGCCCCGCUUCGUGUGCUACUGCGAAGGGGAAGGAAGCGGGGAGGGGGACGGUGGCGGCUUCAACCUCUACGUGACCGACGCCGCGGAGCUUUGGAGCACCUGCUUCACGCCGGACAGCCUGGCGGCCCUCAAAGCCCGUUUUGGUCUGAGUGCGGCUGAGGACAUCACCCCCCGGUUCAGGGCAGCCUGUGAGCAGCAAGCUGUGGCUCUCAUCCUGCAGGAGGACAGAGCAUCCCUGACCCUUUCAGGGGGCCCCUCGGCACUGGCCUUUGACCUCUCCAAGGUACCCGGCCCAGAGGCAGCCUCCAGACUGCAGGCGCUGACACUGGGCCUGGCAAAACGCGUGUGGAGCCUGGAGCGGCGACUGGCAGAAGAGACAGCUGCCAGCCCCAGAAAGAGUCCCCGGCCUGCAGGGCCUCAGCUCUUCUUACCAGACCCAGAUCCCCAGAGAGGUGGCCCUGGACCUGGGGUCAGGAGGCGGUGUCCAGGAGAGUCGCUCAUCAACCCUGGGUUCAAGAGUAAGAAACCAGCUGGUGGCGUGGACUUUGAUGAGACCUGAAGGUGCAGCAUGAGUGUGGCCCCACGGGGAGUCUGCCUGUGAGGGGACAGGCAGUCUUCGAGGCCCUCAUCAGAGACCCCCCCCCACACCACCACCUCCACCUGCCUGUCCUGGGCCAGGACUAAGGCGUCUCCUCAAGUUCCUUCCCUGUCAAAUAAACCGCUCCCUCUGUUGGAGGCUCUGGUGGG